Molecule: messenger RNA, 1428 nt
Organism: Penicillium diatomitis
Lineage: Eukaryota; Fungi; Ascomycota; Eurotiomycetes; Eurotiales; Aspergillaceae
Exons: 1
Coding region: 1-1428 (475 amino acids)
Molecular function (GO): heme binding; iron ion binding; monooxygenase activity
Source: RefSeq, a predicted model, not a curated record
AUGGAAAUGACUACUCCUCAAGGCGCUACACCGCCGAUCAUCCAGAUCCCCAGUCAUGUGAGACGAUCUCCGCAGGUCAACGAGGCCUAUAGCAGAGCUCUGGACGAGUUUGGACCUGUGAUCAUCGUGCCUCGACAUGGCCGACAUGAAUACAUUAUUGAUCAUCGAUACGCCAAAGAUGUCCUGACGGAUAACGAAAACUUCACCUUUGAGAAGGCGGCCCUGGACCUGCUGCAUUUCGGCUUCAUUGCGCUGUUUGAUGGCGGUCGCUUUGUCCAUGACUUGGACAAUGUCGUGGAGCGUAAUGUGCAACCACGCAUGAACGCUAUCAUUGACAACCUCUAUCCAGUCUUUGAUUCUUACUUUGAUGAAUUGGCGAGGACGCUGCCGAGCCCAGCCGAUGACAAAACUGCCGUGGAGUUCACCGACCUCUUCAAGUUCAUACAGAAAGCCAUUGGCCAUGCGAUGGUCGUUCUUAUCCUAGGCCCCCAACAUGCCUCUUCAGAAACAGCCGACCGAUUUGUAUCUGUUGCUGUGGCCAUGGCUCACAUGACAGGCAUGCACGAAAACACCAACGGAUGGGCCUGGUUCCCCUUUCUGUGGGUGAUUGUGAAUGGAGCAUGGGCGGUCCUCUUCUGUAUCAUGCCUGCCUUUUUCUUCUGUGUGAUGCCCGCGCUAUGGAAGACCAGACACGAGCAUCUUCGGAAUGGGCUCUCGGCCCGUCACGGCGCCUUCGUGCCUAUGUUCGAUGUCCUCUUGGCCAAGAAUUACCAUGGCAAAACGGGUUUCGGGGCGAUUUUCGGAUUUGUCUGGUCUGCUAUCAUCUGUGUGGGCAUGAUCUUUGCCUCGAUUCACCAAACCGCCGUGGCUGGGUUCUGGAUGCUCAUCCGCCUGGCUGAGAAGCAGGACGAGUACCUUCCGGAGAUCCAAAAACAGUGGGCAUCGCUCAUCUCCGAGACUGGCUCUCUAGAUGUCAAGACGCUCAAUCAAAUGACGCUACUAGACUCCUUCAUGAGAGAAGUCCUCCGCACAAAGGGCGACUCAUGGGGUCCAAUCCGCUCCACGCGCAAACCCGUCCAAAUCGGACGCUACAUGCUUCCCAAGGAUGCCAUGUGCAUGAUUCUCGUGAACCGUGCCCAUACGCAUCCCGAUAAUUAUGGAGCGGACGGAGAGGUGUUUGAUGGGUUUCAAUGGGAGAGAAAGGGCAGGGCGGCCGUUCAAGCCGGGCCGGAGUUCCUCUCCUUUGGAAUGGGGAGAUGGGCCUGUCCAGGUCGUCAACUGGCGGUUAACGAAAUCAAGAUUAUGCUGUAUUUGUUUUUCACCAAGUUUGAUAUCCAUGUGAAAGAGGGCAGUGUGAAAGUGUUGAACACGAUCAACACGACUUCGGUGCCUCCAAAUGCCACGAUCUCGUUGAGGAGGAAGUUGUGA